UUGUCAGAUUCACCGUGACGCAGUCAAAUCUGCAGUCUGUUCUGCACAGUAAGCACGCUAGUUAGUCUUACUUUCUUAAUUAAACGUGAUAUUAGCGGUCAUGGCGCAGAAUAUGAUGCUGUACUGGGCCUCCGGUUCUCCGCCGUGCUGGAGAGUCAUGAUCGCGCUGGAGGAGAAGCUGCUGCAGGGAUACAAACACAAACACUUGUCCUUUGAAAAGAACGAACACAAGUGUGAAGAAGUGAAAGCUCUCAAUCCCAGAGCUCAGGUUCCGACUUUCAAGCACGGAGACAUCGUUUUGAACGAGUCGUUUGGCGUGUGUCUGUAUCUGGAGAACACGUUUAAGUCUCAAGGCACCCGUCUGAUCCCUGAUGACCCGGCUGAACAAGCGCUCGUCUACCAGCGAAUGUUUGAGACUGAAAACCUGCAGCAGAAAAUGUAUGACGUGGCUUUCUAUGAGUGGUAUGUUCCUGAAGGAGAGAGACUUGAAUCGGCUCUGAAGAGGAAUAAAGAGAAUUUAAUCACCGAGCUCAAACUGUGGGAGGGAUAUUUGGAGAAGAUGGGUAAAGGCUCGUACCUCGCUGGCAAGAACUUCACCAUGGCCGAUGUGGUUUGUUUUCCCGUCAUUGCGUAUUUCCCAUAUCUUCACUGUCCUAAAGAGCGUUGUCCCAGACUGAUGGAGUACUACGAGAUGGUGAAGGACCGUCCCAGUAUCAAAGCCAGCUGGCCUCUUGAGUGGCAGAAGAAGCCUGAGGGCCCAGACACACUCAAGAACCUGUGAAGAACAUCAGAACAUCCCAAACACCACAGCAGCAUAAUACCAUCGAUGUGUUCAGUUUCAUGUUCAAGUUCAACUUACUGUAUUAAGUCAGUGUUUCUCAACCAGGGUUAUGCGUACCCCUAGUGGUCUGUAGAAUCAUUAUAAAAAAUGUUUAAAGCAUUUUUAAGAUGCAGAUGUUACCUUAAAAUGCUAUUUCUACUUGAUCUAACCUUUACUUUAACUUUCCAGUGAUUCCAAUGAUCUUUACUUUUCACAAUAAACAGUGUUGGGAAGGUUACAUCGGAAAUGUAAUAGGUCAUGUUACUAUUUCAAUGACUUCAUUAAACAAUGUAACUGAUCACA
Messenger RNA from Labeo rohita (rohu), 1123 nucleotides. Its product is annotated as glutathione S-transferase A-like. The transcript has 6 exons. Gene Ontology annotation, biological process: glutathione metabolic process. The record is from RefSeq and is a predicted model, not a curated record. The coding region runs from base 101 to 781 and encodes 226 amino acids. Lineage: Eukaryota; Metazoa; Chordata; Actinopteri; Cypriniformes; Cyprinidae. Gene Ontology annotation, molecular function: glutathione transferase activity.